GUGUUUCUCUUGUUUGUGUGAGUAAUGUCUCCGCUCCGCCAUUGGAUUUCGUUAUAGCCGAGAAUUGAAAAAGGUUGUACCUUUUAAAUCGGCAAAAAUCUUAAUAAUCUCUUUCUCUUCGCUCAUUUUCUUCAGUCAUAUUUCGUGCACAAACAUUGUAUCCGAUGGCAGACAGAGACACAGAUGAGUUAAACAUUGAUAACGUAAUAAAAAAAUUAUUAAAAGUUCGGGGCGAGAAGCCUGGUAUGAAUGUACAGUUAACUGAAAUUGAAAUAAAAGGGCUAUGCCUUAAAUCUCGGGAAAUAUUCUUGUCACAACCCAUUCUACUUGAAUUAGAAGCUCCGUUAAAAAUAUGCGGUGACAUUCAUGGUCAGUAUUACGACCUGUUAAGGUUGUUUGAGUAUGGUGGUUUCCCUCCGGAAUCCAACUACCUGUUCCUCGGGGACUAUGUAGACCGCGGCAAGCAGUCACUGGAGACAAUAUGUCUGCUCCUCGCAUACAAGAUCAAGUAUCCAGAAAACUUCUUCCUCUUACGAGGUAACCAUGAAUGUGCCAGCAUUAAUAGGAUUUAUGGGUUCUACGACGAGUGCAAAAGAAGGUACAACAUCAAGUUAUGGAAGACUUUCACAGACUGCUUUAACUGCCUACCCGUCGCUGCGAUAGUGGAUGAGAAGAUAUUCUGCUGCCACGGCGGGCUGUCGCCGGAUCUGCAGGCGAUGGAGCAGAUCCGGCGCAUCAUGCGGCCGACAGACGUGCCCGACCAGGGGCUGCUGUGCGACCUGCUGUGGUCCGACCCCGACAAGGAUGUGGCCGGCUGGGGCGAGAACGACCGCGGAGUUAGCUUUACCUUCGGCACAGAGGUGGUGGGCAAGUUCCUGUCGAAGCACGAGUUCGACCUGAUCUGCCGCGCGCACCAGGUGGUGGAGGACGGGUACGAGUUCUUCGCGAAGCGGCAGCUGGUGACGCUGUUCUCGGCGCCCAACUACUGCGGCGAGUUCGACAACGCGGGCGCGCUCAUGUCCGUCGACGAGACGCUCAUGUGCUCCUUCCAGAUCCUCAAGCCCGCGGACAAGCGCAAGCUCUACUCCGGCCUCAACAUGGGCCGCCCCAACACGCCGCCGCGCGCGCAGCCCAAGAACAAGAAGAACUAGUGGCCGCCCCCCGCGCCCCGCGCCCCGCCCCGCGCCGCCCGCACGCUCACACACACACACACACACACACACAGCGACAGACACACGCGCAAAUACAAAAUGGCGUCGCAAACUGACAAACCAUUUUUUAAUGUGUUGUUCACGUUUGUCAGCGCACGUGACGUCGGCCGCUGUGUCGUGUCAUAUUUUGUAAGUUUGGACGUCGCAUACACUUUUGUAUGAUUGUAAUUAACUGAACAAUGAAAUAUUACAAGCGUUGUCUGACACUGAGACAACGCGCCGCGGAGCUCGCUUCUCUUACACCUCACAUGACAAUACUUGUAAUGGAAAUGUUUUUAUAUACGUAUGGUGAGUGUGUGUUGCGCUGUGCUGCGCUGUGCCGCGCUGUGCCGUGCUGUGCCGCGCUGUGCUUCAACACGAACUGACGGCGGUGUCGUAGUUCAAUGCACGCCGCAUAGUUUCGUUGUGCCGACCCUUUUGUACUUUAAUUUAAAACGAAUGUCUUCUAGUUCCGCUCUGUGUCAGUGAUAUCAGCAUGUAAUUUUAUUUUUUUUACCGUAGUCGUGGAAGUGUCGAUGUGAUGAAUGGUGUAUGUUCGUUUAGAUGUUUGUGUGCGCUUGUGUCCGACACCCGGCGCCGGCCGCCCCGCGCCAGCCGGACGGCGGCCGUGGCAUCCGUCGACGUAAUCGAUAAACUUGUAAUAAUUAGUAAGCGUAACAUAAUGUAGUUUUUUGAAAAACUUGUAAAAGUAAUCGUUCCGUCUCGCUCUCGCGCCGGCGGAGCGCCUGCGCCCGUUAAUAUUGAAUUUGUAUUUUAAACUAUAAGUAAAUUAUGAUUAAUAAAUCGAAAUGAAAUCUUAAUUUUUGUUUGAACUUCCGACAACUGAAUGAAUCGAGUAUGAAGUCAAAUGUAAGGAGCGCGUGUGACGUCACGUCGCUGGCAGCGGACACGCGCCACCAACACGUGAGCAUUUGAAUCAAACAUGUAUGAACAAUUGUGUAUUUCAUAAAUAAAUAAUUUUAAAACGAAA
Messenger RNA from Papilio polytes (common Mormon), 2181 nucleotides. Its product is annotated as serine/threonine-protein phosphatase alpha-2 isoform. The transcript has 7 exons. NCBI's taxonomy places the organism in Eukaryota, Metazoa, Arthropoda, Insecta, Lepidoptera, Papilionidae. Gene Ontology annotation, molecular function: protein serine/threonine phosphatase activity. The coding region runs from base 165 to 1151 and encodes 328 amino acids. The record is from RefSeq and is a predicted model, not a curated record. Gene Ontology annotation, cellular component: cytoplasm; nucleus.